AGGUACCGGGCGAGAGGCGAAUCGCGAGGAGUGGUAGCGCGCGCAGUCCGCGGGAACCUGAUGCUCAGAAGAGUUAACUUGACGCCCAGCCCCCGCCAGUCCCCCAUGGCCCCAUGGAGCCGAGAGGCGGUGCUCAGUCUGUACCGGGCCCUGCUGCGCCAGGGUCGAGAGCUUCGCUACACUGAUCGAGACUUCUAUCUUGCCUCCAUCCGCCGUGAGUUCCGGAAAAACCAGAAGCUAGAGGAUCCUGAGGCCCGGGAGAGGCAGCUGGAAAAGGGCCUGGUCUUCCUCCACAGCAAAUUGGGGGGGAUUAUUUAG
Molecule: messenger RNA, 318 nt
Organism: Prionailurus viverrinus (fishing cat)
Lineage: Eukaryota; Metazoa; Chordata; Mammalia; Carnivora; Felidae
Product: MIEF1 upstream open reading frame protein
Exons: 3
Coding region: 61-318 (85 amino acids)
Source: RefSeq, a predicted model, not a curated record